AUGUUUCUUCUCCGAGAACUCUUCUUUGUCAUCUCAGCUCUUAAUAUCUACUCCAUGUUGCUCAUCAACGAUGCAUUCCACAUACCAGCAGCUGAACACUACUUCCAUUCGAAUAAUAUGACGGAAGCAACAUGUAAAUUUGUAGAUGCCUGUAGUCACGCAAAUGUAUCCAUCGAAUAUAUUGAUCAUCCUGAAAAAGAUGCAUAUGGAGAACAGUUACAGGCAACGGUUUGUACAGUAAGCGAUUCACAAAAACGUGCAAUUGUUUACACCAUUUCUGGCACGCAUGCUGUAGAAGGUUAUGCUGGAUCCAUGACUCAGAUUAGUAUGCGUCGCGGAAAUUCAUCGAUGUCUCCACCAGAUAAUACUGAUCAACUGAAGAAUCACGCUAUGUAUUAUACAGUACAUUACAAUAAUCCUAUACUUCAACGAUUAAUUGAUCAAAUUGAGUUAUUCACAUUGGGUAACGAGUCUGCUAGGCAGAAUGCUUAUGCAGUCUUCGGUCAACUAUUUGCCGAAUAUGGCGGGGAAUUUGUCAGUAUGACUCUCAAAACAGGACAAGGCAGACGACCUCAAGGUAUUGUAUAUUUUGGACCAUCAAAAUCAUGGUCGAGUCAAAUCGAAGAUUAUGUGGUUGCCAAGUAUUUUCCUUAUGAAACCGAUAUUCUCCUGAUUGAUUGGCACACCGCCGUCGAUUCGUACGGUACAUGGUCGUUUAUGCCCAUUGAUAAAGAAUCAGAAACUGCAUUUAAACGAUGGGUACCAAACGAUCUGAUGACAUCCUAUGACAUCGUUAUUCCUUCAGGUAGCCAAUUGCCAUACAGUAACAUUAAACCUAAAACAAACGCAAAACGUGUGAUAAGAGGCAUGUGGGAAGUUGGUACUUACAAUAUGGCCAUGGAGACUAAUACAAUGUUUGUGCUACGUCUCUAUUGCCGUUUUUACAUUAACGCGAGUGACUCAUCCUGUCAAGAUAUUAUCUAA
Messenger RNA from Rotaria socialis, 984 nucleotides. NCBI's taxonomy places the organism in Eukaryota, Metazoa, Rotifera, Eurotatoria, Philodinida, Philodinidae. The record is from the annotation of a GenBank genome assembly.